This is a messenger RNA of Protomyces lactucae-debilis, 849 nucleotides long. RefSeq names its product P-loop containing nucleoside triphosphate hydrolase protein. Gene Ontology annotation, molecular function: ATP binding; ATP hydrolysis activity. The record is from RefSeq and is a predicted model, not a curated record. The annotation marks the transcript as partial. Lineage: Eukaryota; Fungi; Ascomycota; Taphrinomycetes; Taphrinales; Protomycetaceae. The transcript has a single exon.
CGCGCGGAAGAAGCACUGAAGAACAUCAAAGGUGUCGAUGAAGCGCUUGCCAAGACCAUCAUUAAUGAAAUUGUGGACAAUGGUGACGAGGUGUUUUGGGAUGACAUUGCUGGUCUUGAGGCUGCCAAGAACUCAUUGAAGGAGACUGUCGUCUAUCCUCUCCUACGACCAGAUCUCUUCUCUGGCUUGCGCGAACCCGUCACUGGUAUGCUUCUCUUUGGUCCACCGGGCACUGGAAAAACGAUGCUUGCUCGAGCUGUGGCAACCCAGGCCAAGGCGACCUUUUUCUCAAUUUCUGCCUCCUCGUUGACCUCAAAGUACCUGGGUGAAUCAGAGAAGCUUGUGCGUGCACUCUUUGUUCUCGCAAAAGAAUUGUCACCGAGCAUCAUUUUUGUGGAUGAGAUUGAUUCGCUUUUGUCGUCGCGCGGGGAUGGCGAACACGAGUCUUCUCGACGACUCAAGACGGAGUUCCUCAUUCAAUGGAGCAAUUUGGCCAAAGCCGCUGCUGGCAGUAAGAAUGCCAUGGAUGCACGGGUACUUGUGCUUGCUGCUACAAACUUGCCAUGGGCCAUUGAUGACGCUGCGCGACGGCGGUUCGUUCGCAGACAAUAUAUUCCCUUGCCAGAGGACACGACGCGUCGACAACACCUGGGCCACUUGAUUCGCCAUCAGAAGCACACCUUGACGACAGAUGAGCUGGAUGAAUUGACCCUCUUGACGGAAGGCUUCUCCGGGUCAGACCUGACUGCUCUGGCAAAAGAUGCGGCCAUGGGACCUUUGCGAAGUCUCGGCGAUGCGCUGUUGACGACUGACUUUGAAAAGAUUCGAGCGAUGGGGCUGGAAGACUUC